GGGGCAUGUCGGGCGCGCGGGGCGGUGGGCGCGUGGCCCCUCCCCUCGGCGAGCGCGCGGCAGCCGCAGCGGCGGCGGCCGCGGGAGGAGGCGGCGAGGAGGCGGCGCCUGUGUCGGCGCUGGAGGUUGUGUCCUUCCUGGGGAAGCUGCUGUGCGCAGUCGCGGCGCUGAAGGCGGCUCUGUACCUGCUCCGCAGAGUGUGCCUAGCGAUGGCCUGGAAGUCGGGUGGCGCCAGCCACUCCGAGCUCAUCCACAACCUCCGCAGUUUCCAAGCAACAAUCAGUGCUCCACACAUGCAUGCGUAUGCACUUGAACUUCUAUCUGAUCAGCUACAUGAAGGAGCCAAAGCACUUGAUGUAGGAUCUGGAAGUGGAAUUCUUACAGCAUGCUUUUCACGAAUGGUUGGUCCCAAAGGACAAGUUGUAGGAAUUGAUCAUAUCAAAGAACUAGUAGAUGACUCAAUAAAUAAUGUCAAAAAAGACGAUCCCACAUUGCUGUCUUCAGGAAGAGUGAAACUGAUUGUGGGAGAUGGACGAAUGGGAUAUGCAGAAGAAGCUCCCUAUGAUGCAAUUCAUGUUGGAGCUGCAGCCCCAGUUGUGCCCCAAGCACUUAUAGACCAGUUAAAACCUGGCGGAAGAUUGAUAUUACCAGUUGGCCCUGCUGGGGGAAACCAGAUGCUCGAACAGUAUGACAAACUAGAAGAUGGCAGUGUCAAAAUGAAGCCUCUGAUGGGAGUGAUAUAUGUGCCUUUAACAGAUAAAGAGAAGCAGUGGUCCAGGUGGAAGUGAUUUUCUGUUCCACUUACUUCUUCCACACACAUGCAAGGGAUGAAUUGUAAAAGCUACAUCAUCUUGACCCAAACAUAGUGUUACAGUGGACUGCUCAUCUCCCGUUCUAAAAGCUUUUUGAAAACCAACAGCAUUGCAGCUUGUUUUGGACUUCGUUAUACUGUUGUUAUCAGCAUGGAAAAGCGUGGUGUUUGUUUUAUUUUUUUAGAUGCUCAAGGCAAAUCUGAUAAAGAAAUGGUGGAAAGUUUUAUGUGGGCACUGUUUUAUUUAACAUGCCUUUAUUUCACUUUCAUCUGUUCAAAGUGAAUUUCUGCAAAACUGCAGAUAAAGACCUGUAGCUUGUGAACUCUGAUUUUGAUGGGGGAACUUGAACACUCACUUCUCUCGGCUCCUGUGUCCCUUGGUAAAACGCUUCUGUGCACCUUACGACACUAUGUAGGUAAUACCAGGUUUUCUGUGUUCCAACGUCUGCUAGAUGCUACUAAAAGGAGAUGAACUUCCUUUCUAAGCUUUUGACAUGGUGUCAUAGACUAGCAUGUAGUAGAUACAAUCAGCUGCUUUUUUACCUUAAAACCAGGCAUUUGUAUAUAUUAAAUUUCAAGACAUCAGAGGUAGGUGGCUGCUCUUAUCAAACAUUGCUGUUCAAACUGGACAUAACAGACAUGGUUUUCCCUUUCCUUCUAAAACUGAUUAAUGUAAGCUUGAAAUUCUGUUGUGGUUUAUGGCUCAGUGCUGGUGUGAUACACAUGGAGCUAACUCCAUAAAUGUGAGGUGAGCUGUGUUCCAAUCACUGAAUAAUUUACACAAUGCUGCUUUGCCAAGCAAAUUUAAAAGCAAAAGGGGGUUUUGUGCUUGUGUGGAAGAUUAGGAUGGAUAGGUAGUCUGAUAUAUGGAUUGCUAGGUUCUUUAUUAAAAGCCAAAAACCCCCUUUGGUUCCAAAAGAAAGUUGCUUCUGGUAAAGCCAUUUGAUGUAUUAAGAUUCUUGUUUUUAUAAUUGUGGGCACCCAGGAAAAAUUCUGGCUUUUUAAAAAGUGAAUUCUAAAUUGCUGUAAAAGGAAUGCAUCAGAAAGAAUCCUGGACUCCUAAGUACACAUAGAUGCACUUGUUCAGUUUUCGUAUAGAAGAAUAGUUGGAAGGCUAUAAACCUUUUUUUCUCAUGUAAGUUUUGUGUUCUGGUAGUGUAAAAUGUUGACAGCAAAUUAGGAAGCAGUACACUAAGGUGGGCUGCUUUGGGAAAGGGGGGAAGUGUGUCUUCAGUGAUCUUGCUCAUAUUUGAACGAACCAGAAUUAAAGUAAACAGCAUAUUAUCCUUUUUUUUUUUUUUUUUUUUUUUUAAUGAUAGGAAGGAUUUCAGAAUAAAACAACCCAUAGUGAUCACUGGAAAAAAGCCCAAAACAACUUCCUAUGGUGGAAGAGGAAUAAUUUUGUGAUAGGAUUAAUCCCUGAAAGCAUAAAGGUUAUAAUUCAAAGGCCUCUGAAUACGGAAAAGGAACAUUUUAAAUAACCUGCCUUUUGAAGGCCAGCCCCAUUUUGUUCCUCUGUGAAAGAUACUAUGGGACUUAAUUUAUUUAGAUGUUUGGAAGUUAAUGUACCACCUCCUGAUCUGACUGCAGCCUGGGAGCACAUGCACAAGAUUAAUCUUAUAAAGAAAUUAAUAUAGUGCAUAUUCUAGAAAAUACAAUCCAGAAAAAUCCACUUGCGUCUGACAAAUUUGUACUAACCCACAAUCAACUGUGACUCUAGUUCUUGGUGUUGAAGUGAAAUAACUGAUGCAUGCUAACGUUCAACCUUUUGGUCGCUGUAUCUUUCAGUUUGAGUUCAGCUUUAUUUACAUCUUCUCACUAAUUUAAUCAGUUAAAUGAAAGAUAUGAGCUCAACUGUAUCCAAAUUCCUGUCUCUGGACACAGUCUAAUAAGCUAGCCUGACUUGGAAGUGGUGUUAAAGCUGAGACCCGAUGACAGCUUCCUGGGGGAGAACCACUUCAGGAGGUGUAAGGCUUCAGGGACCAAGGCUGGUGGGAUUAGUGCACCCAUUCCACUGAAGGGGCUGAUGACAGUCAAGGUACUCUGACAGAAAGGAGUAUCCAGGAGUAGCAUUUAGGAGUCGAAAAUGGAAACUCCUCCAUGAUGGAGCAAUGGUUCUGAAGUAAAAAACUUGGAGACAAGGACAAGUUGAAAUGCAGAAGACUUGAAGAGCUUGACUAAAUGCUGUGUGAACUGUCUGAAUUGCUACUUUGCCAAAUAAAACAAAUUGAGAGGAAGCUGUA
Molecule: messenger RNA, 3054 nt
Organism: Pyrgilauda ruficollis (rufous-necked snowfinch)
Lineage: Eukaryota; Metazoa; Chordata; Aves; Passeriformes; Passeridae
Gene: PCMT1
Product: protein-L-isoaspartate (D-aspartate) O-methyltransferase
Exons: 7
Coding region: 6-788 (260 amino acids)
Biological process (GO): protein modification process
Cellular component (GO): cytoplasm
Molecular function (GO): protein-L-isoaspartate (D-aspartate) O-methyltransferase activity
Source: RefSeq, a predicted model, not a curated record